AUCCAGCUCUUUGCAAAUUGAGCGAAGCUUUUCUUCUAUUCUAUUUCGCUUGUCCACUUUCUCUCUCUUUCCAUCGCUUUCUGGUUCCGAUUUAGGGCUCCUUGACUCACAUCACAACCUUAUCGUUCUUCAGGUUAUUGAUUGGUUUUGAGGACAGGAACUUUACAUUGUUCACACAUCUAUUGAAGAAAAAAAGGGACUGGUGUUUUUCAGUGUAGUGAUGACAUUUGGCUUGACGCAUUGAAAUUUAUGCAAUGUCGAGCUUACUUAAUUCUUCUCUGAAUGGGUCUGCUUCAAAUCUUCCGGAUGGUGCUGGGCGUUCUUUUGCUACGUCAUUCUCUGGUCAGUCUGGUGUAGCCUCCCCAGUUUUUCAUCACUCUGGUUCUAUUCAGGGAUUGCACAACAUUCAUGGGAACUUUAAUGUACCCAAUAUGCCCAGUACACUCACAUCAAGAAACUCAACAAUAAAUAGUGUUCCAACUGGGGGAGGAGUUCAGCAACCUUCGGCAAGCCUUUCUAGUGGAAGAUUUGCAUCAAAUAAUCUACCUGUUGCUCUGUCACAGCUAUCUCAUGGAAGCUCCCAUGGACAUUCAGGAGUCAACAGCAGAGGAGGUAUAAGUGUUGUAGGAAAUCCUGGAUUUAAUAGUAGCACAAAUGGAGUUGCUGGUCCUAUUCCUGGGAUUCUUCCAACUUCUGCUGCAAUUGGUAACCGAAAUGCUGUUCCAGGAUUGGGAGUAUCCCCAAUUUUGGGAAAUGCAGGUCCCCGAAUCACUAGUUCGAUGGGAAACAUGGUCGGUGGAGGGAACAUUGGGAGGAUAAGCUCUGGAGGAUUGUCUGUUCCAGGUCUUGCUUCUCGUCUAAAUUUAAGUGGAAACACUGGAUCUGGUGGUUUAGGUGUGCAAGGACAAAAUAGAUUGAUGAGUGGUGUGCUUCCACAAGGAUCUCCACAGGUAAUUUCAAUGCUAGGAAAUUCCUAUCCUAGUGCUGGAGGUCCGCUUUCACAAAGUCAUGUUCAAACAGUAAAUAACUUGAACUCUAUGGGGAUGCUGAAUGAUGUGAAUUCCGGUGACAGUACACCUUUUGACAUCAAUGACUUUCCUCAACUGACCAGUCGUCCUAGUUCUGCUGGUGGGCCUCAAGGACAGUUGGGUUCUUUACGAAAACAGGGUCUUCCCAUUGUCCAACAAAACCAAGAGUUUAGUAUUCAAAAUGAAGACUUCCCAGCUUUACCAGGAUUCAAAGGUGGUAAUUCAGAUUUUGCUAUGGAUAUGUACCAGAAAGAACAACUUCAUGAUAAUACUGUGUCAAUGAUGCAAUCUCAACAUUUCUCCCAGAUGGGGAGGUCUGCUGGUUUCAGUUUGGGAGGAUCAUAUCCAUCACAUCGUACACAACAGCAACAGCAGCAUGCCCCUUCUGUCAGUAGCAAUGGUGUCUCAUUUUCAUCUGUAAACAAUCAAGAUCUUCUCCAUCUGCAUGGAACGGAUAUUUUUCCAUCUUCACACUCAACAUAUCAUUCCCAGACCAGUGGGCCUCCUGGCAUUGGACUAAGGCCUCUGAAUUCUCCAAAUACGGUUUCUGGUAUGGGUUCAUAUGACCAGCUUAUCCAGCAGUAUCAACAGCACCAGAACCAGUCCCAGUUCCGCCUUCAGCAGAUGUCAGCUGCAAAUCAGUCUUUUAGGGAUCAGGGCAUGAAGUCUAUGCAAACUGCUCAAUCUAGUCCAGAUCCAUUUGGUGCACUUGGCUUGUUCAGUGUAGUCCAUAUAAGUGAUCCUAACCUGAAAUAUCUUGCUCAUGGGAUUGAUCUUACAACACUUGGGUUGAAUUUGAAUUCAUCAGAAAACCUUUACAAGACUUUUCGGUCCCCGUGGUCUGAUGAACCAGCCAAGGGUGAUCCAGAGUUCAGUGUGUUACAAUGUUAUUAUGUUAAACAGCCUCCUGCUCUUCAUCAAGGUUAUUUUUCAAAGUUUUCGGUGGAAACUUUGUUUUACAUAUUUUACAGCAUGCCCAAAGAUGAAGCACAACUAUACGCGGCAAAUGAACUUUACAAACGUGGUUGGUUUUAUCAUAAAGAGCAUCGUUUAUGGUUUAUAAGAGUUCCCAACAUGGAGCCGCUUGUCAAAACAAACACAUACGAGAGAGGAUCUUACCACUGUUUUGAUCCAAACACAUUUGAAACAGUCCGGAAGGAUAAUUUUGUUCUUCAUUAUGAAAUGGUGGAAAAGAGACCGUCUGUGCCUCAACAUUGAGGAAGGAAAAAGAAAACCUUAAAUGUAAAGUUUUUAUUUAUGGAUUUAAUUUUUAGGACGCAAGUCAUUUUGAAUCAUUAGCGUUCCUUCAAUUUGGCGUUUUUCUUACAUUCUCGUAAAUCUUGAUGCAUUGAGAGCUGUUAUCCUUUUUACCCCAGCCAUAAUAUAGUUAAAAUAAUGGACGUUAGGAUAA
This is a messenger RNA of Glycine soja, 2439 nucleotides long. Its product is annotated as probable NOT transcription complex subunit VIP2. The transcript has 14 exons. The coding region runs from base 255 to 2246 and encodes 663 amino acids. NCBI's taxonomy places the organism in Eukaryota, Viridiplantae, Streptophyta, Magnoliopsida, Fabales, Fabaceae. Gene Ontology annotation, cellular component: CCR4-NOT core complex; P-body. The record is from RefSeq and is a predicted model, not a curated record. Gene Ontology annotation, biological process: regulation of DNA-templated transcription; nuclear-transcribed mRNA poly(A) tail shortening.